UGAAAGUAGAGAGAAGAGAGAACUUGAACUUGUUUGAGAGAAUGCUCAGGACUAAGGGAGUGAAGUUGUGCUCCUGCUUUGGACUUUCUGAGUGUGCCACAUACUUCGUACCACAAACCGUAUGAUAAACUUAUAUGUCACAGUUCAAUUCUCUAUAUCCAGUACUUUAGUAUAAUUUGUCACGACUCUCAUGAUAAAAAUUUGAUCAAGAACAAGAUGAAAAUGAUGUUGUAGCUGCUCCUGUAUGGGUCGUGAGGCAGAGUUCUCGGACACAUGGCUGACCCAGCGGCCGACACAGUGACAUGGUUCCUGCUUGACCUGGCUCCUUUGUUUAUGGUUUUGUUUUCGCAAGAUGAAGACGUACUAAACUCAAUGUUGGAGCACUAUGUCUGGUUUUGUAACAUCAAUGUCGAUUUUAGACUCGAUCCGUAGAUAAACGUUCUUGCUGUUCCAAUAUCAGCUUCUUUUCCAUCAAAUUCUACCCAGGAAUGGUUAGUCUUCUUCUCUGAUGCUCAUUCUAAUUUCCACAUUUUUUCGAUUACUUACAUGUGUGUGGCGGUUGCGUAUGGCUUGAGCUGUUGUGUGCUUGGCAGAAGCAAGACGGACCUAAAACUAGAGCAGCUGCUCGAGAAGAUUGUGCCUCUUCCCGUCCUCAACGCAAUCUUUGGCCCCUUCUAGUGCCUUGCUGGUAUCAGGACGAGCAUUUUCACGAAGAUGAGACGACGUGGACAUCUUUCGGCAACGCUGGUAGCUAGUAGCAGCCUGCUCGUCGUUGAGGGCAUGCGCAUGUCCAUGUCAGUCGAAAGUUUGCAAGCCAAUCCGAUCCGAAAAGUAGUUACCCUACUACAGGAGCUUGCUGAGGAAAUCGAGGCUGAACGUGAUGAAGCUUUGAAAGUGCAUGAGAAAGUGCAAUGUGGCUGCAAGAAGGAAAUCCCAGACAUGGGCAAUGAGAUAGAGGAUGCGCAGAAUAGCAUUUCAGCGUUGCAAAUUAAGGCUUGCGUCAAUCCAUCUCCAGAAGCAGUUGGAUUCCUAAGGACAUUGAUUUAUUCUAGAGGGAAAAAGCGUUCCCGGAUGUCAGAAGCAUCCUGUUGAGAAGAUUUCAGAUAAAGGGGAAAAGCAUUCCAGGAUGUCGUUCAAACGCCCCAGGCUGUCCUUCAAGAUGGAUUAAGCAGCGUAGUGAGACCUAAGCAAAGCCAAAUCUCAGAACGCAGUGGAGCGGCUGAACAACUGAAUAGCGAGCUAGCUGCUUUGGAGAAAGACAUAGCGGAGAACAAACAGUCACUCGCUGAAGCAGAAGAAGUUCGAAAGAAGGAGAGUGAGGAGUAUUUAGAAGUGUGAUUGAAUUCGUACUGGCGUGUUCUGACCAAUUAAGAUGUGCCAAUCUUCAUGAUCUAAUUGUAACGGUUGGUUUCUCAAUCAUAUAUCUUCUCUUUCAGGACAGACUUUGUAUUCUUCCAGACACAAAAAUCCUUUCCGACAGACAAAUCAAGAGUGUGCAUCUCCCAGGUAUCAAUCCGAAGCCGCAGUGACUCGUGUGAAUAUCGCUGCCAUGGAUCAGGCUAUUCCUGCUCUCAGAGCAGGCCUAACCUCAGCUUUUCUCCAGAAACAAGCAAAGACGGGUCUUACUACGCUGCUGCAGUUAUGGACAAAUGAUUGGAUCGGUUUGACUUGAGAUCUUCCUCACGGACUGUUGUUCUCUUCUCUGAGAAUGUUGAAGUUUGAUAAGAAUGCUCAUGAUUGAAGUGGAAAUGCAAUUUCUUUUACACAGGCCUAAGGAAAAUAGAGAGGAAAUGCAAUUUCGUUUACACAGGCCUAAGCCCUUUCCUUCUAAGUGACAACGGCGCCUUUGCCGCGGAGUCCGAUCGAGAAGCUGUCUACCAAGUCCUUCGAAAAGGAAGCGCAUUUUUGCAGGUGGACACAGCUUCUUCAGGUGAAAUCGUGGGUAUUUUGGAGCAGAUGCGUUCCAACAUGCAAGACAACCUGAUCGAGAGCACCAAGCAGGAAGAGGACGCACGAGCGACAUUUGAUAAAUUGGAGGGGAGUAAAAAAGGCGAGAUAGCAGCAGCUUCGAAGGAAUUGACGGAGAAAAGCACGCGCAAAGCGAAGCAGGAAAGCGACAAAGCGACUGCUGAGGAGAAUUUGGCGGAUACUGAGAAUUAAGACUGGAAUUUAAGGAUUCAACUAUUUUUGUACUACACCAAAUAUUGCGCUCGUUUCAUCUUGGACAAAAGCAAAACUCUUCUCGAUUUAAAAAUUCACAUUUUAUCAGUCAAGCACAGAUGAAACUAAUCCCAUCUAAUCCAAGGCCCUCGAAGACACCCAAAAAGAUCUAGCCGAUAAAAAGAAGGCUUGUGCAGACGAAUCAGCCUUGUACGACGAGAAUGAAAAGGCACGACAGGAAGAAAUCCUUGGAGUGCAGGAGGCUAUCAAAUUAUGGAGGAUUCCAAUUCUCUAACAUCCGCUGAUCCUCUAAGCUAUAACACGAAGAAAAACGAGUAGAAACAUGCAUAUGCUGAGAAAUUACAGUUGUAAGUGCUUGCCUCUCUAAUCCAAAUCUUGAACAGUGACGAUUCUCUGAGGCCGUUCGAUAAAGCCAUGCCUGCGAAAGAAGAGGAGGCUAGUGCAGAAGCCGCUGAGGAGGCCACGUCUUUCGUGCAGGUGGAAGCACGUGGCAAAUUCGAUGCUUUGCUGAAGAAAUGCAAUGAGUACUAUGCUUGUUUGUCACCAAUUUUUCUGCUCGGAUCCAUCGAUAUAACGCCUGAUGAAGCUCUCCUCAAACAGAUAAGACUACAUCAUCGUUCCCGUCAAAUGUCAAUCCCUGCAAAAGCCUCAUAACAUCUCAAAAAACAGCAUGAUCUCUCUGUUGCAGAAGGAGCAGAAGAGUGAAGAUGAUGAGCGCGAUAAGUGCAACAAGGAUUUGGCACAGUCGGCGCUUGAUGUCAAAGACGCGGAAACGGUGCAGAGCACAGCAGGGCAAGCAGUGGAACAAAAAAAUGCUGAAGUAUCUGCAGUGAAGGACGAGGUGGCGUCGGUCAAGAGCGUGCUUUAUGGCCGUCGUUUUUGUAUAACCUGCGCACACGAAAUGAUGCACUAACUACAAUUGAAGUGUUUUAGGAACUUUGUCGAUCAAAAUUGUUCCCACCUCUAAUGCCCAGCCGAACUGGAAACCACAAUUACUGAUGAAGGCGUGGCCCGUAAAGCCGAGAACGCUGCUUUUGUCCAAGAGCAAUCGGAGCUUUCGGCUGCCGUGAAACUACUGCAAAAGGCGGCAAAAAAACUGAAGGAAACUUUUGGUGCAAAGAAGAAAUCAGCAAUGCAGGUUGCUGCAUCUUCGAGUGCUGUUGAGGGAAGUAGUUCUAGUGAUGCUGUGGCUAUGGGUCAACCUCAAGAUGCUGAGGUAAGUGCUAUGCUGGGUUUGGAGGAAGCUCCGUCGUCGUUUUUGCAAGAAAGCCAAUCGCCAAGAUCACAGAAGUUAAGAGAGAGUAACUACUGUUGGAUAGAUGAUUGAUCAUUUUGUCCUUCUCGGUGCACAUUCAAAUUCUGCAAGCAAGAAUGAACUAGCAUUACGAGCAUUUGCUACUUGGAUGUUCCACUAUGUAUUACACGCAAAUAAUCGAUCCGUUUCUAACUCCCGGCGGCAACAUCGUGAUUAUCCUGAUCAACAUGGCUGCGGAUGUGAAGCGGGAGAUUGCACUGCUAGAACAGCAAGAGAAUGAAGAGCAGAAGGAUUAUGACGCUUUGAUGGCCGACUUGGCCAAGACAAGACAACAGCGCAAAGACGAAUUGACGACGAAGAAUGCUAUUAUGAGAAGUUGGUGAUGAAGUGAGAGCGAUGGAAGCUGAACCAAUGAGCGAGACGUAUUGAGCAUAAGCAAAAACCUAACUUCUCUUCAAUAUUUUGGGUCUCAUACAUAGUGGAGCGAGUUACUCAAGUCAUAGAGGUGGAGCGAGUUACUCAAGUCUGCUCAUACAUAGUCAUAGAGGGGACGGAGUCUCAUACAUAGUCUUGUACAUGUGGAGCGAGUUACUCAAGACUCACUCAAGAUGUGUUAUCUUCUAAUUUUUCUCUCGCAAAGUUGAAGCAAGAAGCGGAGGAGCUCGCUGAAGACUUGAGCUUAGCUGAAGAAGACGCUACUCAGCAGCGCGAAGAAGAGCAGACGUUGCACUCGAAUUGCGACGAUCUGUUGAAGAACUACGGCACACGCAAGGACGAGCGCGCUGGAGCUGUUGAUGGUCUACGCAAUGCGAUCGCGAUUCUAAAGGGCAUGACAGGAACUGGCGCAGCUGCGGAGAUUCAAACUUCAACUUAGGGAGCGGAUGUUCCUUGAUGUGGUAGUUGUCGUAUUACAUAUUUAUAGAUUCAUGAAUUGGCGUAGUACUUAAUUGUAAUAGAAAUAAUAGUCAAAAAUGUCAACUUUCAAAGCUCUAAAACACUGCCGUCGUCCAAAAGGCGAUGAGUGUCCGACCGGAGUUGAUGGGCCGACAAAGCGGUGCUGAUGAAUAGACACUGCUACGGAGGAAAUGCCGAUUUGAAUUGACACGGUUCCCCCAUAGAAUCUAUGAAUCCGUAGAAGAUAGUACCUGUAAUAUAAGGACCAUUGUUUUUUCCAUGAUUCUAAUCUAUGAGUUGACUUCUACGUGUGAAUAGAUAGUUGGAAACGGUACUGCAUUUUUGAAGUCAAAUACGGUGUUCUUCUGACCGAUGCAGCUGACGAGUUUCUGGAUGAAAUUUUUUGUGAAGUACCUGCGUUAUCAGUGUGUACUAGGAGAGAUGAGGGAGAGAAGACAAAAAGAAAAGGAAAAGUCAUCUGAGGAAGCAUAGUUGGAGUGUUCAAUAUCCGGCCAGAUUAUACGACAGGUAACGAGCAGUCAUUGAGUUAGUGCAUUAGAGUAGCUGCGUGAUUUAGAUUGUGCUGACUCAACAAGAAUGGGAAAGUCUUCUCCGCCGGCCUUUUGUAAUUACAUUUACCUGAC
This is a messenger RNA of Amoebophrya sp. A25, 4974 nucleotides long. Lineage: Eukaryota; Dinophyceae; Syndiniales; Amoebophryaceae. The record is from the annotation of a GenBank genome assembly.